CCCCUUAAAUUCGAAAUUCGAGUUUUCAUAAUAAAAUAGAAAAAUAAAAAUACCUAGUUAUGUCGCUAAUAAGUGGACUAUCUAAAGCGACAUGUGGUUUUCUACGCACUGGAACUGAAACAAUUUUUGGUCUUCAGCAAGUUAGAAAUAAAUGGACAAACUGGCAUAUGUUGAAGGAUUACAAAAGAAGAAUGUGUGUAAAGGAACACGCAGCUGACAGAUUACGUCUUGUCGCUAUAAAGAGAAACGACAUUUUACCUUUUGAAUUGCGAGAAGCUGCUGCUGAUGAAUUGCAUAAUAACUUCCCUAGAGACUCCAGUCGAGUAAGAUGUCGUGAAAGAUGUAUGAUUACUUCAAGACCUCGUGGAUGCGUCAAGAGAUUCCGUGUCAGUCGUAUCAUGUUUAGACACUUUGCCGACUAUAAUUUGAUGGCUGGAAUGCAACGAGCCAUGUGGUAAAUGAAACAGUGUUGAACUUUUAGAAAUCUUAAACUUUAUUAAAAAAUAAAAUAUGAAAACAUAGAA
Messenger RNA from Clunio marinus, 524 nucleotides. The record is from the annotation of a GenBank genome assembly. NCBI's taxonomy places the organism in Eukaryota, Metazoa, Arthropoda, Insecta, Diptera, Chironomidae.